AUGAAGCGAUCGAUCACCCAAGAAGACAGGGAACUCGCAGCAGCCGGUUACGAGCAUCUUGAUGUGAAACAAAAAGAUCAAAAGCAGUCGCCAGCCUCAUCCCUCGAGAACGCAGAUAUCCAUGAACACCAGCUGGAUUUUGCUGGCGUUACAGACGCGUUUAAGACUUCGUUUGACGCUAAAGAUCCUGGGCGUUCCUUUGGCCUCGCUUCGGAUGAAGCUAAGGCUCGAUUGGCGAAGGAUGGUCCGAACAUUUUGACUCCCCCGAAAAAGAAAAGCGCAUUGCGAAAGUUUCUUGAUAGGCUUUUCACGAUGUUCAAUAUCCUUCUUAUGGUCGCUGGUGUCCUUGAAUACGUGCUCUUGGGCAUUGACUUCAAAGACAACUUUCAAAACACUUACCUUGGUGGCAUCCUGAUUUUGGUCGCAUUCAUAAACGCAUCGAUCGACUUUUAUCAGAUCCAAAAGUCUGAAGCCAUUCUUGCAUCCUUCUUGGCGAUGAUACCCCCAGCCUGUCGUGUUGUACGCGACGGCACCAUCUCUACGAUACCCGCUGCAGAACUAGUCAAAGGAGACGUAGUUCUUUUGCGGAGUGGAGAUAAAACGCCAGCCGACCUCAUUCUAUUCUCUGCCACGGAGCUCAAGGUGGAUAACAGUAGUUUGACUGGAGAAUCAGAGCCCCAGGCGAGGAUCCCUUUGCCAAACGGUUCGAAGCAAAGACCUGUGGAAGCAGAGAAUCUGGUUUUCAAUUCUACGCUGACUGUCAAUGGCGAAGGGUGGGGAGUCGUUGCUAGGACCGGAGAUCACACGUUCAUUGGACAAAUAGCAAGUUUGACCGGAGGAGAAAGUGGUAAUGAGAGCCCGCUCGCCCGUGAAAUUGGUCAAUUUGUUGUCUAUGUGUCCUGCAUCGCGAUCGCCUUUGCCAUCGUCUUUUUUGCUGUUGGUAUCACCACCGCCUACAAGGGACAGGCCGCUUUGACUGUCACCUUCGCUGUUUCCAUCUUGGUCGCGUUCGUGCCUGAAGGUCUCCCUUCAGUUGUUACACUUCUACUCUCCAUCGCCGCCAAACGUAUGGCUGCCCAGAAUGUGCUUGUCAAGGAUUUGCAGGGUGUUGAAACACUAGGCUCGCUUACUCUCUUGGCCACGGAUAAGACGGGAACUUUGACGCGCAAUCAAAUGACAGUACGUCGUUUGUAUUCGAUGAUGGUAUCGUUUCUCAUCUUUGCUUCAGGUAACAAACCUUUGGAGUGCACCGAGAACUUCUCAUUGGACGCCCCUGGCAUGUCGGAAAUGGUGGACAUCGCCGCUCUCAACUCUCGCGUUAAAUUUGACAGGACUGACAUUCCCUUCGAUGAACGAACGAUCCUCGGCGAUGCAACGGAAACAGGGCUAACUCGCUUUGCUGGGCGCCAAGUAAAGGCUGAUUAUGAUGCGUACGUCCAUAAAAAUUCGAAGGUGUUUGAAAUACCGUUCAACUCUACCAACAAAUGGGCUUUGGUCAUCGUCAACAAGCCACAUGCAAAUGGUCCUCUGACUGCUUAUAUCAAAGGUGCUCCCGAGCGUGUCUUGGCGAAAUGUUCGACCUAUCUCAAGGACGGAACGACGCAACCGAUCACGGAUGAUUUCAAGCAAGAAUACGACGAAGCUUACAAUUACAUGGCUUCUCGGGGUCAUCGAGUCAUUGCAUGCGCACAACGCCUACUUCCCGCUGAUAAAUACCCAGCCGAUUACGCCUUCACGAAUACCGAUGAAUCCCUUAGCGCUGACUACUCCUUCGUUGGCCUUGUCUCAUUGGAAGAUCCUCCGAAACAUGGUGUUCGCGAAGCUAUUGGCACCCUUCGUUUGGCUGGUAUCAAGGUAAUGAUGGUUACCGGUGACCACCCGAAGACUGCCGAAGCCAUCGCCCGAAAGAUUAAUCUUAUCUUGGGCGAUACUCGAGAGACCCUUGCCGCCAGAACGGGAAGACCUGUCGAGGAAGUCUACGAGGAUGAAGUGAGCGCUGUAGUUGUACAUGGUGACGACAUCGAUGCUCUGGAGGGUUGGCAAUGGGAUCAGAUUUUCAGCAAGGAUGAGAUUGUUUUCGCCAGGACCUCGCCAAAGCAUAAACUUGAGAUUGUCAAGCGAGCCCAAGCUCUCGGCCAUAUCGUUGGCGUAACGGGCGAUGGUGUUAAUGACUCUCCGGCGUUGAAGAAGGCUGAUCUGGGAAUUGCUAUGAAUAUCUCUGGUUCAGAUGUAUCAAAGGAAGCCGCAAAUAUGAUCCUUCUAGAUGAUAACUUUGCGUCGACUGUCAAGGGUGUUGCUGAAGGUCGCCAGAUCUUUGUCAACUUGAAACGGUCGAUCCAGUACACGAUUUCCCACAGUACACCUGAAGUAAUUCCUCAGCUGCUUUAUGUUGUCGUCCCGCUUCCUCUACCCCUGUCCGCUAUACUUAUCUUGGUCAUUGAUCUCGGAUUCGAACUUUUGGUAGCUCUUUCCUUUGCUUGGGACCAGCCGGAAACCAUCGAUGGAUUAAUGCGGAUGAAACCCCGUAAACCAGUCAACGAGCGUUCGAUUCACUCUCUCAAGAAAAGGGCACUAAGGCGCUCAAGGACCCUUGCUCGAGACACCGAGACUCAGGAAGUCAUCCGACCAAGUCGCAUUUCUCAAUGGAUAUACAAGUUGAAGACACCCUUCAGGAGGACAUUCUGGGAGGACGUUCUGGAACCUACGGACAAUGAAAGUUUGGUAGACGGGCUCCUUCUCAGCUAUGCUUACCUUGAGGCUGGAAUAAUUGAGACGUUGGCUUGCUUGGUUGCAUACUUCGUUGUUUUCUACAAGGCUGUCAACUUGUCUCCCUCUUUCCUGACCAUGUCGCUUACUGACAUACACUGGGUGGCAGACUAUUUCCUGAAGAGCAGCCCGGACUUUGUCAAUAGCCGAGGACGUGUUCUCGACGCACAUCAGCAAGUUGAUGCCCUAGCUCAGGCACAGUCGAUCGUCUACCUAUCUAUCUUCAUUGUCCAGUGCUUCAAUGUGUUUGCCGUCAAAGCCAGACUUUCAUACCCAUUCGGCAAGCGGGUUGUUGGGAACAAGUGGAAUUUCAUAGGCAUCCUUAGCGGAGCGUGCCUGGGCAUGUUCAUCAUCUACACACCCCCUCUUCACGUUGUCUUCGGGGGUUCCGUGCAUCUUUCACCCCUCUAUUGGCUUAUUCCGGCGGCCUUUGGUUGUCUCCUUCUGGUUUGGGCAUCACUCCGUGUCGUAUUGCUUCGCAAAUCGGUAGAGCACAUGAAGGUUGGCGAAAUAAAGGGUCUCAUAAUGUGUAAGGGCCAUUGUUUAGACUCGAUGCUAAGACUGGCUAAUUUUCUUUUGACAGUCCCAACGAUGAGAACGAUGAGCAUGCGUUCACGUGGAACGAAAUAA
This is a messenger RNA of Laccaria bicolor S238N-H82, 3396 nucleotides long. RefSeq names its product aminophospholipid-transporting P-type ATPase. The transcript is spliced from 24 exons. Gene Ontology annotation, cellular component: membrane. Gene Ontology annotation, molecular function: ATP binding; P-type sodium:potassium-exchanging transporter activity; ATP hydrolysis activity. NCBI's taxonomy places the organism in Eukaryota, Fungi, Basidiomycota, Agaricomycetes, Agaricales, Hydnangiaceae. Gene Ontology annotation, biological process: intracellular sodium ion homeostasis; intracellular potassium ion homeostasis; potassium ion import across plasma membrane. Bases 1 to 3396 code for a protein of 1131 amino acids. The record is from RefSeq and is a predicted model, not a curated record.